AUGAGCAAGGUCCUGGGGAGUAUUAUCAGUAGAAAUCAAGCUGCCUUUGUGCCAGGACAGAAAAUUCAUGACCACAUUCUGUUAGCAUAUGAACUCAUUAGAGGAUACUCGAGGAAAGGUGGCAUGCCAAGAGUAAUGGUUCAAAUGGAUAUUAGGAAGGCUUAUGAUUCAGUUGACUGGAAGGCUAUGCAAUGUAUUUUGGCUGAAGUGGGGUUUCCUAGGAAAUUCAUAAGCUGGAUUAUGUUGGGUGUAACCACUGUAUCUUACCAAUUCAACAUCAAUGGCAGUAUCUCUAAGCACAUGAAAGCUGCAAGGGGUCUAAGGCAAGGUGACCCUAUGUCACCCUUGCUGUCUGUGGUGAUAAUGGAGUAUUUGCAUAGGAAACUGGACUGUCUAAGCACUGAACCUGAAUUCAAAUUCCACAUAAACUGUGAGAAGCUGAAUCUUGUGGAUCUGAGUUUUGCAGAUGACCUGCUACUCUUCUCCAAAGGAGACAGUGGUUCUGUUAGUAUGAUGAUGAAAAAGUUUGAGGAGUUUUCCAUGUCCACUGGGAUGCAAGUCAAUCCAAACAAAUGUCAAAUCUACUGUGGUGGCAUGGAAGAGAGUGGUAUCACCAGGAUUGAAGGGAUUACAGGGUUCAAGAGAGGUUCCUUACCCUUCAAGUAUCUAGGUAUUCCACUUACUAGCAGGAAGUUAUCUAAUAAUCAAUGUAUGGCUUUGGCUGAUAGAAUUGGUGGCAAGAUGACACAUUGGAGCUCCCAUUUACUUAGCUAUGCUGGCCGUGUGCAGAUGGUCAACACUGUUCUGUUUGGAUGCGUGAACUAUUGGAUGUGCUGUCUACCUUUGCCUAAAGGGGUCAUUAGAAGAAUUGAAGCAAUGUGCAGGUCCUUUGUGUGGUCGGGGACUGAUAAGGUGACUAGGAAAGCUCCGGUGGCUUGGGACAAAGUGUGUACACCUAAAAAAUAUGGGGGCUUGGGCAUUAAAAAUCUGCAGGUGUGGAAUAAAGAUGAUGUUAUGCAGGUGGAGAUUAAGGAGAAUGGCUCAUGGAUAAUUAAGAGUAUUCUGAACAUGAGAGAAGAGGUCACAGGUAUGCAACAAUGGAUACACUUGAAUCAUGGGGCCAAGUUCCAAACUAAGGGCAUGUAUAUGGAACAUAUGAAGCGUAAUACUCUGGUGGAAUGGCGUGACUUGGUUUGCAAGAAUAAAGCGAGUCCUAGAGAAGUUUUCGUCUUUUGGUUGGCGUGUCAAGAUAGGCUUGCGACUAAAGACCGUUUAGCAAAGUUUGGCAUUAAUGUGGAUCAGCAGUGUAUGUUCUGUGACUGUAUAGAAACUGUGAAUCACCUUUUCUUCGAAUUCAGGUAUUCAAAAAAGGUGUGGGGAGAGAUCCUUGGAUGGCUGUGCAUUCAGCAUAACAUUCAAGACUGGAACCAUGAAAGGCACUGGCUCAUAAAAAUCAGCAAGAGUAAAAACUGGAGGAAGCACUUUGUGAAGGCUGUUGUGGCUGAAACAGUUUACGCUGUUUGGUUAGAUAGGAAUGCUAGAGUGUUUAGAAAUGAGAUCGAUGAUAAACACAUUGUGAAUAGAAUUAUAGAAAGAAUUACAAAUAGAAUUUGGAAUUACCCUAAGUAUAGAGAAAGUUGUCAGACCAAUGAUAUGGAUUCUUCAAGGGGAGUCCUCUCAAUAACUAUGGAAAAAUUCAAAAUGUGCACAAGUGGUUCAAACCAAUCAAAUUGGAAGAAGUUGGAUGCACGUGAAAUCCAACCAAGCUUUAGACCAGAAGUAGCUGGGAAGUACCGUGUUGCAAACUUUGAGAAGCGUUGGACUGAUAUGCCUGUUGUUGAUUCACUGGCUGCAAGCCCAAAUGGUGGAAAUCCCUUCAAGGACUUCUCUUAUGUCAGGCAUGCAGUCUCUUUUCUUCAACAGAAUAGCCCUGCUUGCUAA
Messenger RNA from Vicia villosa (hairy vetch), 1941 nucleotides. RefSeq lists its product as uncharacterized. The record is from RefSeq and is a predicted model, not a curated record. The transcript has 5 exons. Gene Ontology annotation, biological process: protein phosphorylation. The coding region runs from base 1 to 1941 and encodes 646 amino acids. NCBI's taxonomy places the organism in Eukaryota, Viridiplantae, Streptophyta, Magnoliopsida, Fabales, Fabaceae. Gene Ontology annotation, molecular function: protein serine/threonine kinase activity; ATP binding.